Molecule: messenger RNA, 2569 nt
Organism: Salarias fasciatus (jewelled blenny)
Lineage: Eukaryota; Metazoa; Chordata; Actinopteri; Blenniiformes; Blenniidae
Gene: gdpd1
Product: glycerophosphodiester phosphodiesterase domain containing 1
Exons: 11
Coding region: 153-1106 (317 amino acids)
Biological process (GO): glycerophospholipid catabolic process; N-acylethanolamine metabolic process
Cellular component (GO): endoplasmic reticulum membrane
Molecular function (GO): phosphatidylcholine lysophospholipase A1 activity; phosphoric diester hydrolase activity
Source: RefSeq, a predicted model, not a curated record
GGACGCGUCUGCGCAUGCGCGUCCAGCUGUCAGGGGCCGGAGCGUUCAGUGUGUAGUGGAGGGGCUUCAGUCUGCCCUCUCUCUGGUCCACGGACGACAACAUCAUAGAAGAUUAAAUCAAACAAGUUGAUGACAGAGCGGACGGACAGGAGAUGUGUGCUGCCGUGUACGUCCUGUCAACGGUAACCGGCUACGUGCUCACCUCUGCCCUGCUGCUGAAAUGUCCCACUCUGUUGCACCGGAAGAAGCGGGAGACCUUCCUCAGCAAACACAUCUCCCACCGCGGAGGUGCAGGCGAAAACCUGGAAAACACCAUGGCAGCUUUCAAACACGCAGUGGACGUGGGCACAGACAUGCUGGAGCUGGACUGCCACCUGACCAAAGAUGAACAGGUUGUGGUUUCACAUGAUGCCAACUUGCAGCGAGCCUGUGGAAUCAACGCUGACAUCUCCAACAUGACCUACGCUGAGCUCCCUUCAUACCUCUGCAAGCUGGGCGUGACUUUCCAGAGAGAGUGCGUCUGUGAGGGAGGGCAGGACAAACGCAUCCCUCUCCUACGGGACGUUUUUGAAGCAUUUCCAAACACCCCGGUCAACAUCGACAUCAAGGUCAACAACGACACUCUUAUCAAGAAGGUGUCUGAACUGGUGGUGAAGUAUGACCGAGAGCGUCUGACGGUUUGGGGCAACGCGAGCAACAAGAUAGUCAAGAAGUGUUAUAAAGAGAACCCUCACAUCCCGGUGUUGUUCAGCUUUCCCAGAGUGCUGCAGCUGCUGGGUCUCUUCUACACUGGCCUCCUGCCCUUUGUUCCCCUCAAGGAGCAGUUUCUGGAGAUCCCCAUGCCUUCCAUUAUCACCAAACUGAGGGAUCCUGACAGACUGACCAGGGGUCAGCGGCUGAUCACCUGGGUGGCCGACACCUUGCUAAUGAGGAAAGUCCUUUUUCAGCAUUUAACUGCCAGAGGAAUUCAGGUGUACGUCUGGGUGCUGAACGACGAGGAGGACUUCCAGAGGGCGUUCGACUUGGGAGCCACGGGAGUUAUGACAGAUUUUCCCACCAGGCUUAAAGAUUUCAUGGACAGGAAUGGCAUUUCUAAGCCCCAGUGACCUGCCAAAACCUACCUCACCCCGCCUCGCCAGCGAUUAUCCUUCAAGCUGACUGACCUGCCAAACCAGCCCCCCCCUCUCAACACACACACACACACACACACACACACACACACUCCCACUUUUAGUGCAUGCAUUCCAGCAGGGCUCCUCACACCCUGUUUUAUAGCGAGUACGGAUCCCCAAUGUGAUUCUACCAGUUGUUGUGUCGUUGAAACAAACUUUGCAGUGUGUCACUUCGAGGAAUCAUGGUACAUAUUCUUUACAUCAUUAUCCUGUUCACGGUGUGUUCCUUGCUGUGCAUUUACACCUCUGCACAAGUAUUAUAUUAAAACCACUUCACGUUUAAAAGAGUUAGAAAAAUAGGACAAAUUACCCAUUUGAAUAUCAUCCUUGGUAGUGUUGCCACUGUUGAAUAUUAUACGAAACCCCUAAUUUUUAACUUGAAAAUAUAUUUUUUCAAAAGAUUUAUUCAUAAGAAAAAAAACUUAUUUAAGCUUCUUUAAUGCUUUAAAAGUAUUUAAAAUGUUGCUACCUUUUAUUUAAGCAUUGUGAGGAGACACCAGCAGACACAGCUUGAUGUGUUGAUUUCAUUUAGCCGGUGGUUUCAUGCUGCUCGUCUCCUGCUGCCACUUCGUUCUGUCGAAUUCAGCCACAGAUGCACUGAGCAGUGUUAACACGAAGCACACACAAGUCCACACACUGCUUCUGUCUAAUGUAAACUGUGUAUAACUACAAGAAGUUUGCACCAUUUCUGCACUGUAUUUCGUUUUAGUGUGUGUGAGGGUGUGUUUUGAGUCAUUUCUAGGUUUGUCAUCAAAUCAUGAAGUGAUUAAUGAAUUGUGUGCCCAUUCUGAAAGAUUUUCUUUUGCACAAAAUAUUAAACUGAACUGAACUAUAAUUUCGAGGAUCUUGAAAGCCUAGUAGGACUGAUUUCUGUUGAUCUUUUGUUUGGGAAUCGACUGAAGACCAGCAUCAUUGAACUAUCCUCACUUUGAGUGUUACAGUAACAUUGAUCAUAUAAUCAUACCAAUGACAUGGCCGCGCUGUGAGGGUUGAUAAUGAAUGUAGAUGUUGAAUGUACUGUACAUUGUUGGAACUUUCCCAGCCAGAUGGUGUUCCUACAUGUGUUUGUCGUAUGGUGUUUUGUAUCGGUACUGUCACUGAGUUACACCUGCAAUCUGAUCCCUGGUGUUUCAUUUUCAGAACUCUCCAUGCAAACAUAUUUAAAGACUUUCUCCAACAAUCAUAUUUGGAAUUUUGUGAAUAUAUUUGAUGACUUUGCUCUGUGUUGCAUGCAGUGUUUUUAUUUUGGCAUGCUGUAGUGAAGCUGUUGAGUUUGAAUAUGUCCUAACAGAACCAGUUCAUGCGUCUUGGCUUAAAGGAAGUGCACUGAGUUUCUUUUUUGAUUCCCUUAAACAUUAAUUGUGGAAAUGAACUGUCCUCAAUAAACUCCAGAUAUG